Molecule: messenger RNA, 1206 nt
Organism: Raphanus sativus (radish)
Lineage: Eukaryota; Viridiplantae; Streptophyta; Magnoliopsida; Brassicales; Brassicaceae
Exons: 1
Coding region: 1-1206 (401 amino acids)
Source: RefSeq, a predicted model, not a curated record
AUGGCUAAGAUCUCUCUGUUGUUAUCUUUAGCUUUCACUCUCUCCCUUGGGUCAUUGUUUCUUUCUGUUUCCAGUCACACACCUCCUGCACCAUUAUGUCCAAAAACUGUAUCUGAACUCCAGACCUUACCCUUUGCCAAAAUCACUGAGAUCCUAAACCAUAAAGAAAAGUUUUCCCCAAAGACCGCUGAAAUUAAGGCAAUGUUCACAGUGUGCAAAGACUAUGUAGAGUACCUUGAGAGCCUCUUCAAAUCUGAAAAUCGCAUCAUAGGUGCUUUAGGUAUUGCCAAGACCAAAUAUACCCUAACAACCAAAGCGAUUAUAGCGGUGCAAGCUACUAUUAUCGGUAAAGUCGACAAGAAAACUUCUUUAAAGCUAGUGAAAAGCUGUGAUGGUUUUACAAAAGGGUUUCUUCAUAUUCAAAAGGCGAUCCUAAAGAUCUCAGCCAAACAUAAUUACAAGGCCGAUGCUAGCAUCAACUUUCGUGAAUCGAAAAAGAUCGGUGAUGCUAUGCUAUAUUUCAGGAAUUCUAUCAAUGAUUUCAUGGAUCUAGUUAACGGUUUUGAGGAGAAGAAGAUGAAGAAAGUUGUUCAUCAUGCAAGAGAACUUAAAGAAGAUGAGAAAGCUAACAGUACUGACCAAAGUAAGUAUGAUAAGUAUUCCCAGUUCUUUGGUUCUUUUCUCGAAGGUAAGCAACACGGAAGAGAGUUAACUGAAGCUCAGGCCGAUGGAAAAUUGAACAACUUGUAUGAGCAGUUUUCUAAAUAUGUAACUUACCUCGGAGAUAAAGCUCAUGGAAGAAAAUUACUAGCAGAAGGUCAAGCAGGACUCAACACUGGAGUUCAGUCUGGUGGAAAAGUCGACAACUUGUAUGAGGAGUUUUCUAAAUAUAUUUCUUACCUCGGAGAUAAAGCUCAUGAAAGAAAACUAUUAGAAGAUCAAGCAGGAGCCGAAACUGGAGCUAAGGCUGGUGGAAAAGUCAACAGCUUGUAUGAAGUUUUCACUAAAUAUAUGCCUUACCUAGGAGGUAAAGAUCACGGAAGAAAACUACUAGAAGGUCAAGCAGAAGUCAAUGCUGGAGCUCAGGGCAGUGGAGGAUUUAAAGGUUCAUUCGAAGAUUUCUUCAACUUCAUUGCUGGUAAAAAAAUUCAAAGAGAUGCCGCUGGGAAGAUCAAAGUCACCGGAAAGAUGGAUCCAGGUCACUGA